AUGCUCUUUGGUAACGCUCUCUCCCUCCUCUCCCUCGCCGGCUACGUCUCCGUCAACUCCGUCCGCGACCAGUGCUCCAACAAGGUCGACUUCCUCAGCGAGCUCCUUGGCAAGGUCUUCUGUUGUUCUGACGACAACCGUACCGACCCCGAGAAUGGCCUCACUUGCCCCUUAAGGAUGGUCCAUGCACAAGGAGGAGAUGUGGUCAUCGACAGCUCAAGUCAGCGCCUCGACAUCAACUCAGCGCCUCGACAUCGCCUCGGUGCCCGCCUGGGCCAGUACCACCAGCCCCAGCCCCAGCAGCCCCAGGCCCAGUCCCAGUCCCAGGAGCACACGUACCCUCCUCAUCCUGUUUCCUCACCCCAUCCGUCCUCUGCCCCGUCCCGCUCGCCCUCUUCCCCAUCGCCCUCCGAGUCAAUCCAGCAGCUGCAGCAACAACUCCAGCAGCUGCAGCAAUCCCAGCAGCCCCCGCCCCAGCCUCAGCCUCCCGAGAGCCAGCAGCCCUGGGCCCACGCUCUUUGGCAGAGAGUCAGCCUGCCAAUCCAACAGGGUAUCACCUGGCCUCUGUCUCUGAGCGCGGUCUGCCUGAUUGUUGGGCUGGGGCUGGACUGGAACAGUCCGACGGUCGCUGGUGGCGCUCUGCGCAACUACGCUGCCCCAGGCUUGUGGCUGAUUGGCGCCUUUGUCUGGUACCCCAGCGUUAUCGCCGUCUGGAGAAGGGUCCCGGGCGCCCAGUUGAGGGCGAGGCGCUGGGUUUAG
Molecule: messenger RNA, 759 nt
Organism: Cryptococcus amylolentus CBS 6039
Lineage: Eukaryota; Fungi; Basidiomycota; Tremellomycetes; Tremellales; Cryptococcaceae
Exons: 7
Coding region: 1-759 (252 amino acids)
Source: RefSeq, a predicted model, not a curated record